Messenger RNA from Xyrichtys novacula (pearly razorfish), 9292 nucleotides. NCBI's taxonomy places the organism in Eukaryota, Metazoa, Chordata, Actinopteri, Labriformes, Labridae. The record is from the annotation of a GenBank genome assembly.
GCAGCAGCUUCAGUCCCCCAUGCAGAUCUCUGUCCUCAGGGCCCCAUAUUCGGAGACCAGACCGCAAUGCUGCUUCGAGACUGAACACCCACCUCCCACCAACACCAACCUCCUUCAGCACCACCCUCCCUCACCAUGAAAACACUCACAACCACGCCUCCAGAGGCACGCGCACAGGCGCAGGCUCAGACACACCUCCUCCUUCCUCUCCAUCACACACACACACUCAAACACACACUCUCUCACACACACACCGAAAAAAGACAUAAGCGGGAGUGAGAGCAUCGCAGGGUGACGGAGGAGGAAACAUGUCCGGCGGUGUGAAGGACGGCUCGGCUCCGGGAGGCUCGCGGCAGGUGCGGUAACGGGUGAAGCUGCUGAGGAGUGGGCUGGAGCUUCACCAUGACCACCGCAGAGGAUCCACUCACGGACGACGACACGGUAAGGCCCCUCACUCACUCACUCACUCACUCACUCACUCAUUCACCCCCCUGAAAUCUGACAUUUCCAAACAAACUCCAGCUCGUUAUUUUCUGUCCCAGCUUGAACCCGCAGCCUCCGAGUUUUAACACCGUCAAUGAUGUCAUCCCGCGCGCAAAGGCGUUAGGUCAGCCACGGAGGACGGAGGGCCGCCCGUGCCGCGCCGUGCCGCAGCAGCAGCACCAAAAUAAUAAAGAGGGGUGCACAAGUGCGUGAGUGCUCAAGUGCGUUAGUGCGAGUGUUUGGUGAGGCUUCAAGGCUGACUGCGCCGCUUCGCUGUGGGGGAGCGAAUCUGCAUUAUGGCUGAAAAAAGAGCGUUAAAUUCGCGCGUCCGAGUUGUUUUUGGGAACAAAUCGACCAAGAAAUCAAGACAAACCCAGUUCAGAGCAGAGUUUUUAACAGGAAUACAGGCUGUAGGGGGAGAAACAGCCGUGAUCUCCGCGGACAGACUCUUCCAUCCUCUGAUAAGGUCACUGUGAAGUCUGAGUUGAUGGAGUUUGCCCACACAGAGACCAUGAAAACCAUCCAUAUUGAUUAUGAGGUCGUGUUUUUUUCAAAACUGUGCCCUCUGUGUGUUACUCCAGGAGUGUUUCACGGUUUCUUUGCUGUAUCCAUGGAGACAGUCCAUGGCAUGUGGUCUUGUACUUGUGUAAGAAAGUGCAGUCCCUCUAUUGAACAACAGCCUCGGAGCAUGAAGAUGAGCAGAGGCAGGAAUGUGUGCUCACACUUAGUCUGAGAGGACUUUCUGUCCUCUCUGUUAGAGUCACCCUCCGCCUUUUAUUCAUCAAACACUUUUCUGUUUCUGGUUUUCUUUAGGAGGAUUUAAAUCUGUGUGUUUUUAGUGUUCAGUGGAGGUCUACUGUAGAUCCAGAUUUUAACAAUAAUCUUAUUGAUCCUGUUGCACUCCCAUGAGGACUUCUUAUUAUUUAAAAUGAUCCUGCAGACUCUGUCAAACAACAAUAGUGGGAGCUGUUGUCCUCUAACGUCAUAAAUCAGGACGGCUGUUAAAACUAAUAAAUGGCUCAUCCUGCUCCUUAUUAAGUCUGUUUAUUUAAGAUGGAGUUAUAAAACAGAGUCAAGACCUUUGUCAGUAGAGUUAGUACAUGUAUUUGAGAUUUUUCCUUCAUUAGUGUCACACUUUCACAUUUCCUCUCCCUCAGGUCACACUUGGUUUUUCUCAAACUGAAACAGACUUUUAGGACUUUAUUUAACAGUCGGUAUAAUUCCACUUUUUCAGCUGAUAGACAUAAAACAGAGAAAACAUCCUCCUAAGUUCAGUGAGUCCAGCUCUUUCUUGAGUGAUGUCCAUCCUCUGAAACCUCGACUGUGUGAGACUCUAAAGGAGACUGAUGUGAGCGUACAGCUGCUGGGUUCGAUUUCCUGAAAUCCUCUCCACUCUUGUUUUGUCUGUCGAGCUCGAUCGUGUGCGAGUGUGUGUGAUAUUGAGGUGUGCUGUGGGGACAUGACAGAGAGACGGCUGGUCAGUCCUCCCUCUCUCUUCAUGGUGAACAGAUGGUCACUCAGGGUUAGCUUGUGGGUGGGUGCCAACAAGAAAGCCCAUGUGUUUAUGACACAGGAACCCAUUGUUGAAAAGGCAUCGUUUUCAGCCGUCAGAUUUGGGGCCUAAAAAGAAAAAAACCUUUUUGUAACUGUUUAGCAGAGAUCCGUGUAAGUUGGUGUUUUAUUAUCUAUCGAUCAAGUAUGUUUUUUCAAUCAUUGGUGAAGAGAAAUAUCGUGUUACUUCGAUUUCUGUUGAAUGAAAGAGAUUAAAUAAGAUUUACUGCAUGUGCAAAUAACAUUUCUGCAAUAUCUGGAUAAAUACUCACAAACAAGCGUGUUAAAUGUUUUCGUUAUUGUGAUUUUUGGAGUAAUAACUUGCUAGCAUUUAUUUGCAUUAAGAGAAAAUAUUUCACAUAAUUAAUAAUCAUGAAAAAGAGGCUAAAUGUAGAGAAUAAAGAGGACUUUAAAGCUCCUUUGAGGAACUUUUAGGUCAUGUUCAUGUACUGCUCCCCUGUGGACAAAGUCAUACUUCAUAAAUCCAUCUGUACAUUUGUUGUUGGGGUUUCUUGAUAAAAUAAAAUCUAAUCCUGCUGGUUUUUAAAAUAUUUUACUCAUUGGGCUUUUUUAGGGUGGAGAGCAGAAUAAGUUUUUGACAACAGUGAGUUUUUAUCCUCUCAGCUCACCUUUAAUUCAGUACAAAGUUCCUGAAAAUGUCCUGAAAUUAAAUUAAGGUAAAAUUAAGUGUCAUGAUCAGCCCCCUAAGUCCCCCGUCUGACUGGGGAGACCUCACACUGUGAGGGUGUGUGUGUGUAAACUGGAAUGCUCUGGAGCGCGUGUUUGAAAACAACCUCAACCUGACACCAACCUUUCCCUGAAGUUUCAGGUAUUAAAAAUAACUAUAUUCUAGGUCAUAAAGCUCCAUAAAUAUGAAUUUAAGUCUGUUUCAUAACCGGCCAAAAUCCCUCACAUGAGCUUUAAAUUUUGAUUGGUUGUCACAUAGUACAAAUACAGUGUAAAGCUGUUUUUAGGCUGUAGGGUUAGUAAAUAAACAGCUUCAUCUUUUAAAUCUGUAAACAUUCAUAAUUACAGACAUGUGUCAUGUCACUGUUGAGAUUAAUUUACAUCUCAGAUUAGAUUAGAGUAGAUUCACUUUGUUGGACCUCCGGGGAAAUUUGCCUUUGGCAGAAGUGCUGAAGAAACACACAGCUCAGAGCGUCAAGAUCUGCUGUAACACAAACACGGCACAUCAAACCAGGCAGCCACCAAACAAACCGAGAUCACGGCAUCAUUAAAAUCACUGUAUUCAGCUUUAAGAUGCUUCACAGAAAGGUUUCAGUUCACAGACUCAUCCCAUUCACAAGGAUCUUAUUAUAUUCGGCUUUUAAAGGAGGAUUUUUACAGUUUUGAGUAUGAAUGCGUUAAAAUAAACACGUUCAUGCGCUGAAUGACUCAGAUUCAUGAACAGUCAUGUGAACGUAGCUUAUUUUGGAGACAGUCAACAGUUUUAAUGAGGUGUUAAAAACUCCUAGAAAGAGUUUUAUCUUUAAGUUUAUGUAAUACAGUAAAAUUCCUACUGAUGCCUUUACAUCAUAUCUGUCAGUGACGAGACUGAGUAUCUAUCAUAGGAUCUGCUCUUGUAUCAAACCGUGGAGAGAGGGUAGAUGUCAGCUGACCUGCUGAAGAAACAGUCAUGUUUUUAGACUUUCCUGUCUAAAAUAUUUACAGUCAAUGAUUCAAUUAACUGUCAAAAGUCACCAUUAAGGCAUGUAGAUGAUUAAAUAAGCAAAGACUACUUUAUCCACAGGGGGCGCCAAAAAUGUCACUGCUGAAAAGUUCCAAACAGAAACUUUAGAAGUACUUUUUGUGAUAUUUUGUUGGUGUUUGUUUUUCUUCUUGUACUUUAAGAUGAUGUGAAAAACAUCUAAUCCACAUUGUAUUUAAAGAUGAGGAUUUUCAAAACAUUAAAGCUCCAGUGAGAAACUUGAUGCUUGUGUCAGUUUUGGCGCCCCCUGUGGACAGAGCAGUCAUUGCUGAUCUCAUGCUUUAAUCGUGUUAUCUGACAGAAAAAAUAAUCCUGUUGACUUUUAUCAGUUUAAUGUAACUUUAACUGAAUUAUGAGUACUUAAAGUGGAUUUUUUAUGACAGGGCUUUUUCCUCAAUCCAUGUGAAUUUCAGUGUAUUUCAGACAAGUAAAAAACUCCUCACUGGAGCUUUAAGCCAAAUAUUUAGCCAACAAAUUACAGUUUCAAGUGUUCACAAACAUACUUGUAUUUUAAAUGAAUAUCUGUCUUUGACUCUUCAGAAUAAAGCAGUAAUUCAGGGGCACUGAUGUUCUGGUGGUCCCAUGAAUACAGGCUAUAGUCUAUGUUACUGGUUCGUUCUCUGGCCUUUUGCUGUUUGACUUUCCUCACUCUCUAUUCCCUGUAUUAUCUAUUUUUUAAUCAGCUGAAAAAGGUGCAAAUGCCCAAAAUAUAACUUUAAAAGAAGAGUAAUACAGCAGUUAAUUCAGUCUAGUAAAUGUAGGCGAUAAGGGGGUCUCAGGGGGCUCGACAGAAAAAGCAGCUAAACCUGAUGAAUGUUCGGUCUGUGUGAUUUGAACUGAGAAAGCUCUUCUUAGUGUGAACUCUGAGUUUGUUUCAUGGUUUCUCUCUUUUCACAGGCCGUGUUGACCUUGAAUCACGCUGAAUGGAGAGGAUUGAAGUCCCUUAAAGAUGACCCGAACCCAUCCCCCUGAUAUCCUGGCAUCCACUCUGUAUCGGGACUUUACUCUGAAUCCGCUCUCUGACCGCUCCGUUUCUCUCCGGGCCUCUCAGCAAUGUGACUUAAAAAUGAUCGACAAACCGGAAAUCAUUAACAAAAGACACUGUCGCAGCUUCGACUUCAUCGAGUCACUGGAUGACCCCCAGUCCUUCUCUUCCUCCAUGGAGUACCCGUACAAGAGGGCGGAGCAUCAGGCGCUGAACAAAGAUCUGAUGUGGAACGGGCUGGAUCAACCGGGGCACCUUCGUUUUUCAUCUCCUGAUCUCUUCAACACCCGGCAGUUUCAGCAGCAGCAGCAGCAGCAGCAGCAGCAGCAGCAGCAGCCGCCCACCCAGGACAAAACCAGCCAUCUCACGUGGUCGGACUCUAAAAAGAGAACAAGAUCUAAAAGUACUCCAAGAUCCAAGGCCACACUCACCCCUGUGCCCAUCUCAGUGUCCCCUCCAGGGGCUGGGAAGGGGAGGGAUGCACCCCAGGCUGCGUCAGAUACCGCGAGGACUCCUGAAACACAGCGAGAGUCGUUCUCCUCCAACAGGGCUUUUCUGAACGACGUGCAUCCCUCCAAACUGCAGCAUCACACUCCUCUCUACGUCUCGGACUGUUUCGAGGAGGAUAAACCCGACAAACCAGCCGUCACCCCUCACGUCAGGUGCCGCAUGGACAUUAAACCGGAUGCUUCUGUUCUGCAGCACACAGCGAGGCAGGUUCCCAAUUUACGGACUGACCAUCUUUGGCAGAGGUACUCUCAGGCCAGCAGUAGAGGUUUAUACGUGCCGCGACAGAUUGUCUCCUCACCGACGCCCACUCCGAGCGAAUGCUACAGCGCAGACUUCAGAUCAGGAUAUCACUACACCAGCAUGUCUCCGAUCUCCUACCAGCAUUUAGACAUGCACAGGAUGGCCUCACCCACAGCGCCGUAUCUCAGUCAGGAACAGAGAGCGUACUCAAAUCCAAACAUACCGACCAAGUUUUUCUACACAGAGGACCCCCUUCGAUACUCAGUUCACCCCUACUCCAGAUCGUACUACCAGGAUGAUCGGUCCAGUCUAACCAGCCACGGUAGCACGAUAACUGGGCCGUACGAUCCGAGGACUCGCUGGGUGCACACCCUCCCCGUCAGGUCAUUUUACACGGACCACCCGUCCAACAGGGACUCGGUGAACUCGGCGUACAGCAGGCCUUACUCCACAAGCGAGGCAGGAUCGUACUUUUCUCAAACUCCACUGUCGAGAUCUUUCUACGGAGACGAAAGUCGCUUCAAUCCGUACCACAUGAGCAACUCCAGGCUGUUUUAUCCCAAACCAUACAACUCCCCAGAGGAGCCGUACUUCCCCAGGCCGUAUCAUACAGAGGGUCGCCGGCGCCCCCGGAUGUCCCAGGCCUUUUCUGACGACUGGUAUCGCUCGAGCAUAUCCGGCUACUCCAACCAAUCCUCCCAGAUCACACCUCCAAGAAUCGGGCAAGACCCCAGUAUUCCCCCUUGGUUCGCCAACAGCUGCUUAGAGACUAGCAGGCUUGGAGCAGAGGUCAGAAAUCACUCCAAGUCUUGGGACAAUAUUCUGUAUCCACGCCAUGAAAGGGAGCCUCCGUCGGUGCCUCGCGGACGGAGCUACGAGAAUCUGUUUUACCAAGCGAGGCAUGGAGCGUCUUCUGAGGUCACAUCUCAGCCCGUUAUCCUCAACCUCUCGAGCUCACCCAGGCGCUACGCCGCCCUGUCGCUCUCUGAAAACUCUUUAGAGAAGGCCUCCAGUAAUCCGUGGAGGAACUCGAAGAGCGGACACUGGUUUGUAACUCCAGAGAUCACCAUAACCGACAACGACCUGAGCGCAGGUAAAAACAAGCGGCGUGAUGUGCACUCUGUUAGCUGGGAUACGUUGGAUGGGGAUAAGACGCCGUCCCCUCGAGUAAAACAGACAUCCAACACAGCGGACUCAACCAAAGACAGGAAACACAACAACUUCUCUCUUCAGCAGAGUUUAGAGCAGCUGGACGAACUCUUGGCUGAUCUGGUCAUCGAUUACAAACCGCCGACCUCCAGGAAGUCAAGUGUAGACCUCUUAGAUCAGCUGAAACAGCUCAUCUCUGAGGACGACAAUAAAGACAGGGGGUCAUCUGGGCUGGAAAACCUUGGGGGUCUGAACACACAGUCCUCUAAAUCCAGCCCCGACACCAUCAAAGACCCUGACAGCGGAUGUGACGCUUUACAGAGGAGCGCAGAGGAGUGCUCUCCGGACCACAGCACAGAUGAAGACGACACCAUGGUGUGUGCUAACAAGAAGUGCAACCGCACAGAGAACAUGUUCAACGCCUGCUUGUACUACAAGUCAUGCCACAGUUGUUACACCUUCUACUGCUCACGAAACUGCCGAAGGGACGACUGGGAGAUCCAUAAAGAGACGUGUCUGUACGGGCGGGUCAACAGCGUGUGUCGACACACUCUCAAGUUCUGCCGAGAGAAUUCAGAGAUCCACAAAGCCUUCUCUCGGGUGGCUAAAGCUGGCUACCUCUCCAGAGGAAGAGGAGUGCUCUUUCUGGGUUUUGCAAAUCCAGAGACGGCUGAAAACUUCCUGCAAGUCGGGCUGGAGAGCCUCCUCAUGUCUCCCACGUACCUUUCUCUCAGAGAGCUGGACGGCUUCAAGGACAACCUUGGCGAAUACUGCAAGGAGCUGCAGCUGGCAGGCAAUGAGUACGACCCCAAUGAAUGUUUUCUUCUGAAUGUAUCCAUAGCUGUUGGUGAACUAGUGCCUAACAGACCCUCACCGAGGGUCCAAGCACCAACAGUUCGCAAAUAUGCAAAGGUGUCCUUGGCGUCGUCGAGCCCUGACAAGAAGGUGCUGAAGAAGGAGAGUGAAAUGGAAACGCUCAUCCUCACUCCGCCUCCGGGCACGCCAGACAUCGACAAGGAGGGCGAGGAGGGGAGGAAAGCCAGGGAGGUGUGCUUCGUCAACAUCCAGCGUGAGCUCAGGACCAGAGGAGUGUUCCUUCGCCACGAGUACCCGACUAUCUACAAUCAGCUGUGCGAGUUUGUCGAGAGCAACAAGAGGUUCACUCCGACCACGAUUUACCCCAUCGAUAAGAGAACAGGGAAACAGUUCAUGUGCAUGAUCAUGGCUGCUUCUGAGCCCAGGACUCUGGACUGGGUGGGCACCCCUCAUCUCCUGGAUGACAUUAUAUAGAAAAGCACUAAGUUAGUAUUGAAGAUGAUGUCAGCUACACUACAUGUACAUACGUGUAAAUACAUGGUGUGUGGAUAUGGAAUCAUGUUAAUAUAUGUGACCAAUCUCUCUCUCUUUCUUUUUCUCUUUUUCUUAUAUUUCUCUGUCCACACUAACACACACACACAUACAGUGCACACACACACACACAUGCACACACAUAAAUGCACACACACACACUCUUUUAAAGGUUGUCCUCUGUUGUUAUUGGCUUAUUUUGAUCCUGUUGCACUCAGAAGAGUAAAUAGCCUGCAUGUAGACUAGGCACAAACCCAGUUAUUCAGGUGUUUAAGAUGUGAACAUGUAUGAUCUGUGCAGUUCCUGCUGACAAUGUAUGAAGCACACAAUAUUUAUGAUGAAAACGUCUCAUCGCCACCAAAUAAUAGGCACAGCCCAUCGCUCAUCCGACUAAUACGAGACAUCCACUCUUGAUAUCUCCAACAAAUGCUCUACUGUUGCAGUGGUUGUCAUAUCACAACGACUUCUGACUUCCAAGUGUUAUUUCCCCAGUAUUCUGUAUUUGUGUGGAUAUAUUUUUAAAUGAAUCUUUAUUAUUUUGAAAGCUAAAGAUACAAUCAGGUCCGCUCUUUCUCCCCCACUUUAUUAGAAAUGUUGGUUUAAACUCAUCUCAUGAUAAGACUUGAUGUCAUCCUUGUGUAAAUUGCUUUGUUUGAAAGUGGCCUUCAGUCGUAAAAUAAAAAAAAAAUGCAUUUGACACAAAGCAAUGUAUAGGUAAAGCUCUUUGUAAAGCCUUGACAGCUCUGGACUUCGGUUGUUUGAAAUACCAUUGUAAAUGAACAAUUAUUUUGCUCAAAGCAUGUUAUUUAUAUUCAGGUAUUUUAAUAUUGAUAUUGCUUUAAACUAAAGUUAUUAUGUUAAUGAGAUACCAUUUGAUGCUUAGAAAUGUAAGAGGUAUAUAUAUUGAAUAUAAAAUAAUUUGAACAUUAUGACCUUGAGACCUUAUUGUAACGAGUUCCACAUUAUGUUCUUCAACGAUAUGCAAUAAAAGAGCAACCUUAUCACCCGUACCCCAAAGUCCUAUUUUAUUAAUAUAAUGAGUAAUUUCUUGGAGCCGAGAGCUGCAAAGACUUUGUUUGCACUAAAACUGAAAUUAUAAUCCAGAAUGUUCUUAACACAGCUUCAGCACUGAACACACAUAUAAUAAUGAUGAUGAUGAUAAGCCUGCGUCUAUUGCCAAUGUUGACUAAUCUAAGGUUGCUCUUUUACUUGAUGAUAUAUAUAUCUUUGUGCAAGACCUUCCUCAACUUUCUAUUUUGUGAUGUUUAUAACCCAUAUAUAAAUAUAUAAUAAAUGGAAUUUAACAAGCUAUCGCUCAC